ACUGCUUCCUUCACAGGCACAUUCGCCUGCACACGCUCGUACUGCAGCAUCCUUCCAUCAACUCCAGCUUCAGUUCGUCUCUAUUCCAACAAUGGCUGCUGGCGUCGUGGUGAACGUCCACAACAAUGACGAUGACGUCCCAACCGAAGGUUCGCGCACUUAUGCCAUCGUCGUGUGCGUCUUCGCCGCUCUGGGUGGACUCUUUUUCGGCUAUGACCAGGGUGUGACCUCGGGUGUUCUCAUCAUGGACUCCUUCAUCAACGACUACUGCGUCGGCUGGCACAACUUCACCUACGAGCAGUGCACCGCUUCCACGUCGGACCUGCCGCAUGAGUGGACGGACUUCACUGUCUGGUACAACAUGGCGUACAACCUGGGUUGUCUCGCUGGCGCUUUCAUCGGCGGCAUCGUGGCCGACAAGCUUGGUCGUCGCUGGACCAUUUUCACUGCUGGUCUGCUGUUCUGCAUCGGCACGUCGUGGGCCUUGGGCUACUUCGAGAGUCUGGGCUUCAAGUGUCCUCCACGCCGUGACGUCGCUGAUUUCCUGCUGGACUUGGGCACCAACAAGCAGACUCAGUACGAGGUGAGCUCGAUCCAUCCCGUCCCGCGCUCGGCCAGCGAGUAUGCCGACCUAUUCAAACGCUCAGCCAUCUACGAGCGUAUGAUGGAAGAUCUUCACGAACCAAUCCAUCCGAGCCUGAUCGAAGACCAAGAAAAACACAUUGACCCGAUCCCCGAAUUCCACCAGAACUUCUGGGAUAGCACGAUGACUGUGGUGAAGCGACAGAUCGAGCUUACGAAACGCGAUACCGCUUUCUUGUUCGGUCGUUCUUUUAUGGUGAUCCUAAUGGGAUUGCUAUAUGCAAGCACCUUCUAUCAGUUCGACGAGACGAAUGCUCAACUGGUCCUGGGAAUUCUCUUCACAGCGGUGCAGUUUGUGUCGUUGGGUCAGCAAUCGCAGAUUCCGGUGUUCAUGGCCGCUCGUGAGGUGUUCUACAAGCAGCGCCGAGCCAACUUCUUCCGCACUACUUCCUUUGUGUUGUCCAACUCGGUGACUCAGUUUCCCUUGGGACUCAUGGAAAGCUUGGUGUUCGGCUCUAUCGUGUAUUGGAUGUGUGGUUGCGUGUCGACAGUGGAAGCUUUCAUCCUGUUCGAGAUGAUCCUGCUCCUAUUGAACCUUUCGUUCACGGCUUGGUUCUUCUUCCUAUCGUGUGCUUCUCCCAAUUUGAACGUGGCCAACCCGGUGUCGAUGGUUUCGAUCCUUUUCUUCGUUCUGUUCGCUGGCUUUGUCAUCACGAAAGAACAGAUCCCGGACUACCUCAUCUGGAUCUACUGGAUCGACCCGAUGACUUGGGGUCUUCGCGCACUUGCUGUUAACCAGUACUCCGAUGAUAGCUUCGAUACAUGCGUGUACAACGGCAUCGACUACUGUGCCAACUACAACAUGACCAUGGGCGAGUACUCUUUGACGACCUUCGAGAUUCAGACGGAGAAAUCGUGGAUCUGGUAUGGGUUGGUGUACAUGGCGGCCGCGUACGUUUUCUUCAUGUUCCUGUCGUGCAUUGCACUGGAAUACCAUCGCUUUGAGAACCCGGAGAACGUCACAUUAGACUCAGAGCACAAGGGCAGUGCCUCGGACGACUAUGGUUUGAUGAACACUCCCCGCAGCUCGCCGAACGGAAGCGAUGCGGUGGUCACGAUUGGCCAUGACAGAGAAAAGCACUUUACCCCGGUUACCGUCGCGUUCAAGGAUCUCUGGUAUACCGUGCCUGACCCGGCCAACCCCAAGGACACCAUCGACCUGCUCAAGGGUAUCAGUGGAUACGCUCUACCCGGUACCAUCACGGCACUCAUGGGUUCUUCUGGUGCUGGUAAGACCACACUCAUGGACGUUAUCGCUGGAAGGAAGACUGGUGGUAAGAUCACCGGCCAGAUCCUGCUGAAUGGCCACCCGGCCACCGACCUCUCUAUCCGUCGAUCCACGGGUUACUGUGAGCAGAUGGACAUUCACUCCGAGUCGGCUACCAUCCGUGAGGCACUCACGUUCAGCGCGUUCCUGCCAAACCCACGACGUGCCGAUGCAGAACAGCAGACCAGCAGUGAAAAUGGUCCAGCGACGACCAAGCUUGUCGGCCACGAUGCCGCCGAUGAAAGCGCCAGCGAGACAACCCAGGUUGUACGCCAUGUUGUACCAGACAGUGAAGUCCGUCCACUCAUGUGGCAGGUCCGACGUGGAAGCGGUGCACUGCUCGUAGGUGAAGUUGUGCCAGCCGACGCAGUAGUCGUUGAUGAAGGAGUCCAUGAUGAGAAUACCCGAGGUCACACCCUGGUCAUAGCCGAAAAAGAGUCCACCCAGAGCGGCGAAGACGCAUACGACGAUGGCAUAAGUGCGCGAACCUUCGGUUGGGACGUCAUCGUCAUUGUUGUGGACGUUCACCACGACGCCAGCAGCCAUUGUAGAUUGAAGAGAAGCUGA
Messenger RNA from Phytophthora nicotianae INRA-310, 2476 nucleotides. RefSeq lists its product as hypothetical. Lineage: Eukaryota; Oomycota; Peronosporomycetes; Peronosporales; Peronosporaceae. Gene Ontology annotation, molecular function: ABC-type transporter activity; ATP hydrolysis activity; ATP binding. Gene Ontology annotation, biological process: transmembrane transport. The record is from RefSeq and is a predicted model, not a curated record. Gene Ontology annotation, cellular component: membrane. The transcript is spliced from 3 exons. Bases 92 to 2476 code for a protein of 794 amino acids.